UUUGCUUUCCUUGCAUUGAAAACGCUAUCUCUCUCAUAGUUUUAAUUCAUGGGGCGUUCCAUCCGUUUAUUUUCAGCUGCCUUCCUUCUUCUGUUGUUUCUUUUGACAACAGAGAUGGGAGCUAUAUCGGUGGAGGGUAGAACAUGUGAGUCUCAGAGCCAUCGCUUCAAGGGUGCAUGCGUGAGCGAGAAUAACUGCGCUGCCGUCUGCCAAACGGAGGGUUUCCUCGGGGGAAAUUGUCGGGGCUUUCGUCGGCGAUGCUUUUGCACUAAACAAUGUUAG
Molecule: messenger RNA, 282 nt
Organism: Durio zibethinus
Lineage: Eukaryota; Viridiplantae; Streptophyta; Magnoliopsida; Malvales; Malvaceae
Product: defensin-like protein 1
Biological process (GO): defense response
Cellular component (GO): mitochondrion; plant-type cell wall
Source: RefSeq, a predicted model, not a curated record